This is a messenger RNA of Closterium sp. Naga37s-1, 1416 nucleotides long. Lineage: Eukaryota; Viridiplantae; Streptophyta; Zygnematophyceae; Desmidiales; Closteriaceae. The record is from the annotation of a GenBank genome assembly.
AUGCGGCCAUUCAUGCUAUCUUCCCGUCUCUCCGCUGUAUCCCCUCCCCUCGUAUCUUUCCCCGCAUCCCCCGUAAUUCUCACUGCGCAGCUGACUCCUCAAUCCUUCCGCCACCCUCUUCCGCCAAUGUUGCCCCCUUCAAUCCGCGUCCUGAAUCCCCGCCCCUCUGCGCAAGUGCCAAACCGCGCAAUUUUCCGUCUCCCGGCUGCGCGCGGCGGCGCGCAGAGGGCAUACAGCGCGGGAGCAGGAGGCGGCGAUGGAGGAGCGGAGGGGGAGUCCGGCUCCCCUGAAUCCGAGGCGCGGCGGCUUGCGCUUGACGACGCGGUGCGGGCGGAGAUGAAGGCUCGCUCGGAGCUCGCGCUUGCGGCGAUGGUGGAAGGCUCCGGUGGAGCGUCUGCCGCGGCGGGAUUCGCGCAAGGAAGCGCCCCGGACGCGCCUGGGAACGCGGCGGGAGAUGCGGGAGGGAACGGCGGCGCUGGUGACGGCGGCGCGUGGAAGUGGGCGGUUCGGAAGGGCGUGUGGGACGAGCUUGAGGCGCGUGACGUCGCGCGACCACCGCGCCCCGUGCACCACCGGAUUCCCAACUUUGAAGGGGCGGACAAAGCUGCUGCCAUGCUCGCAUCAUUACCGGAGUUCCAGGCAGCAGGGUGCGUGAAGGUCAACCCCGACACGCCUCAGAAGGCCGUGCGCCUCGCGGUGCUGGAAGCCAACAAGCUCCUGCUGACCCCGCAACCUCGCCUCCGCACUGGUUUCUUCUCGCGCCUCUCUGCCGCCCACAUACUGCCCGACCAGCUGCUCGCCGCCUGCACGGCGGCCGGCGUGGCUCGGCACGGAGUGCCGGUGGCACUAGAGGACAAAGUUGGCGUGGAUAUGGUGGUGCUGGGGUCCGUUGCUGUUGACCCCACGACUGGUGCCAGGCUGGGGAAGGGCGAGGGCUUUGCAGAGUUGGAAUAUGGCAUUCUGAGGUGGAUGGGGGCGGUCACAGACGACACCCCUGUGGUUACCACUGUACAUGACUGUCAGUUAGUUGCAGCAGGAACCAUCCCCACCAGCAAGCUGAGGCAGCACGACCUGCCUGUUGACAUCAUCUGCACGCCCACUCAGAUCAUCCGGGUUUCCAGCAAGAUUCCUAAACCCUCAGGCAUCUACUGGCACCUACUCUCCCCCCAAAAACUAGCUCAGAUUCGCAUCCUGCAGCAACUGAAAAGCACCCUUGAAGCACAGACAGGCGCCGCCCUCCCGCUGGGACCAGACGAGGAGCUGCCGCCCGUUGCCGCUCGGCACGGGAAGGGGGGCCAGGGAAAGGAAGGGGGAAAGGGUGGGGGGGAGGUGGGGGAGAGAGGAGGGGUGGGGAGGGGGAGGGGGGGGAGGGAGAGGGAGAGGGGAGAGCAGGGGAGGGGAGGGGAGGCGGAGUGA